This is a messenger RNA of Neltuma alba, 1015 nucleotides long. RefSeq names its product glutaminyl-peptide cyclotransferase-like. Gene Ontology annotation, molecular function: glutaminyl-peptide cyclotransferase activity. NCBI's taxonomy places the organism in Eukaryota, Viridiplantae, Streptophyta, Magnoliopsida, Fabales, Fabaceae. The transcript is spliced from 9 exons. The record is from RefSeq and is a predicted model, not a curated record. The coding region runs from base 40 to 888 and encodes 282 amino acids.
CAAGGGUGCUUCACACUAAAUUUCCAUUUUUGGCUCGGGAUGGAGACUUCACAUGGCACCGUUGGAAGCUUCAAGCCACUAUCUUGGUUAGCAUGGAACAGCCAGAGGGUAAUAGAAGAAGAAUUAAUAGUUGGAACCGUCAUAGUAACAAGGCUGUACCAAGUGACCUGGUUGCAGACAACUGGUUUCAUAUAUGAUCGGGAUAAUUUAAGCAAAUUACAGCAAUUCAUUCAUGAGAUGAAAGAUGGUUGGGGUCUGGCGACUGAUGGAAAAGUCUUGUAUGGAAGUGAUGGCAGUUCAACAUUGUAUCAUAUCGAUCCUCAUACAUUUAAAGUUAUAUCUAAACAAGUUGUCCACUUCAAAGGCCAUCAAGUACACAAUCUCAAUGAAUUGGAGUUUAUAAAUGGUGAAAUUUGGGCCAAUGUAUAUAUGACUGAUUGCAUAGCAAAAAUCUCUCCUAAGGAUGGAAGUGUUCUUGGAUGGAUUCUCCUCCCAAAUUUGAGGCAAGAAUUGAUUGCAGCUGGGAAUAAUGGUAUUGAUGUUUUGAAUGGCAUAGCAUGGGAUAGUGAACAAAAGAGAGUUUUUGUUACCGGGAAACUAUGGCCGAAGCUUUAUGAAGUCAAGCUUCUUCCCGUAAAGAGAUCAUUCGAGGAGGGGGUUAUUGAGCAGCUUUGCAUGCGCAAGCCUUUCAGGGAAGCUAAUGAGUGCGUCAAUUGGCUUGCCAAAGCAGCCCAUGGUCUCGAGAGGUUAGUGGAGGUAGAUAACCAUAGCAGCCAGAGUGCUCUGCUUUUGUUUGCUAUUGUAAGUCCCAAACCCCCCCCCCCAAAAAAAAAAAACAAAAGGAAAAAGCCUUUCAUUCGGGGGAAAAAGAUAGUAAUGGUAUUGUAACACGGCAACCUCGAAAACAUCAUCUAGUAAUGGAGAUUGCAUGCAGCCUCACGAGUGUCUUUUGGUACUGAGAACGAUUUUUCCAUUUAGAAUUAAUCACAUUAGCUUGUGUUAAAUUUCAGUGAAA